Alligator mississippiensis (American alligator) is the source of this 1564-nucleotide messenger RNA. It is a transcript of the gene PAIP2, whose product is annotated as poly(A) binding protein interacting protein 2. The transcript is spliced from 4 exons. Lineage: Eukaryota; Metazoa; Chordata; Crocodylia; Alligatoridae. The record is from RefSeq and is a predicted model, not a curated record. Gene Ontology annotation, cellular component: cytoplasm. Bases 163 to 537 code for a protein of 124 amino acids. Gene Ontology annotation, molecular function: mRNA regulatory element binding translation repressor activity. Gene Ontology annotation, biological process: negative regulation of translational initiation.
GUCCGCCCUGGCUGUUGUGUUUGGAAGGGGAGAGGGGCGGAGGGUGGAGAACGCGAAUAAAGAGCGGGCACGAGGCGGUGGAGGCGGCAGGAAGUAGUGAGGUCCGCGCGCGUCCCUGGUUGUCUGCUCCUGUGCGUCAGACUUCAGAUCAGAAGUGCAGCCAUGAAAGAUCCAAGUCGCAGCAGUACCAGCCCAAGCAUCAUCAAUGAAGAUGUGAUUAUUAAUGGUCACUCUCAUGAAGAUGACAAUCCGUUUGCUGAGUACAUGUGGAUGGAAAAUGAAGAGGAGUUUAACAGGCAGAUUGAAGAGGAGUUGUGGGAAGAAGAAUUUAUUGAACGCUGUUUUCAAGAAAUGCUGGAAGAGGAGGAAGAACACGAGUGGUUUAUUCCAGCUCGAGAUCUCCCACAAACAAUGGAUCAAAUCCAGGACCAAUUUAAUGACCUUGUUAUCAGUGAGAGCUCAUCACUGGAAGAUCUGGUGGUCAAGAGUAAUCUGAAUCCAAAUGCGAAGGAGUUUGUUCCUGGGGUGAAGUACUGAGUAUUUGAGUAGACUGGGCCCUCUCUUGGUGGAUGUAGCACAAUUUCCACACUGUGAAGCCAGUAUUAGAAGAUUUAAUUGUAAAAGCUCUCUCUUCUUGUCACUGUGUUACACUUAUGCAUUGCCAAAGUUUUGUUAGUCUUGCAUGCUUAAUAAAAGUGCUGAGACUGUUAUUAAGUAAAAAGCUGUCAAAAGUUUAAUGAAAAUAUAAUUGGACCCUGGCUUUCUGUGAAGGAAACAGUGAGGUAAGAAGCACCAGUCAAGUUGAGACAAAGUACCAAAUUUAUGAAAAUCUCUUGCAGACUCUGACUUUUUAAUAGGUUUUAGGAUUGGCUGAGGAUGGUCUGUUUUUUUUUUUAAAUGAGAACAUGUAAACUGGUGCUAACUUGCACUGGAUAAUGCCUUAACUUUAAAAAGAAAAGCAAGGUUAUCUGAUUAUUAUGCAAAUUAGCUAACUUUCCUUUAAAACUUCAGUAUUGUUACUAAUGAUUUUCCCUUAUCAAAAACUUUACUUCAUGCUCUUUUUGAGAAGCAUGAACUAUAACAGUACUAUUUUACAGACCUGUACAGAGUCCUAGAUCUGAGUUACUGAACUAAAAUCCAAUUGAUUGGAAGAAAUGUCCUGUAUUUACAAUGUCAUCAUGUUUUAGAAAUGUUUUUCACUUAAUUACAUUAAAGGAGAUGUGAGUUUCAUCACAAUUUCUUCCGAGAACCCACAUACAUAGAACUGUAUAACUUCUAGUAUACAACUUUUAAUAUAGUUGGAUUUAACCAAGAAAAACCCUAGCAUUAGUGAUUUGAGUGGUGCUUUUCCCUUGCUUUGUUUAUUCAUCACUACACAAUAGUCUACAGCACAACAACUUUUUUCUUUUAAUAAAGCUAGAACAGUUUUGGCUUCUUAAACUUCAUAUUUGGGUAGGUUAAGCUGCCAUACGUGUUCAGUGUGAAUAGUGUUUAAGUUGAAAAUAUUGUAAAAAAAUUAUAUUUUUUCAAAAAUAUUUAAAAAAAUAAAUAAUAGUAGAACUGA